ACAGAGCCGCAGAGACGCCACGAAAUCGAAGCCCCCUCUCUCUCUCUCCGGGCUUUAGUAGAGUGUGUGUCGGCAGAGGGCCUUGGAUCACUAUCCCCUCGGUAUCUCCGCCGCCUGAGCCGACCCGACAUUGUACAGCACGCGCCAGUAUGCAACCGCAGCGCCUCCCCUGGUCCGGGCUGUUUUUCGGGCUGUGGGCUCUGCUCGUGGUGCAGAGCACUCUGUUGGUCCCGGUCCCGGCGCAGCUGAAGCAUGCCGCCUCCGCCAAGUCCAACCAGCUGUGGAAGCCGGCCACCGCCACCUGGUAUGGCGACCCCGAGGGCGACGGCAGCGACGGUGGGGCGUGUGGGUACGGGUCGCUGGUGGACGUUAAGCCCCUGAGGGCCCGGGUGGGGGCGGUGAGCCCGGUGCUGUUCAUGAACGGGGAGGGCUGCGGCGCCUGCUACAAGGUCCGUUGCCUCGACAGGAGCAUCUGCUCCCGGCGGGCCGUCACCAUCAUCGUUACCGACGAGUGCCCGGGGGGAUACUGCUCCGGGGGGCGGGUCCACUUCGACCUCAGCGGGGCCGCAUUCGGCCGCAUGGCUGUCUCCGGCGAGGGCGGUCAGCUCAGGAACCGAGGCGAACUCCCAGUCAUGUACCGGAGGACGCCGUGUAAGUACCCGGGGAAGAACAUAGCGUUCCACGUAAAUGAGGGCUCGACGAACUAUUGGCUCUCUCUUUUGGUGGAAUUCGAGGAUGGCGAUGGUGAUGUCGGCUCAAUGCACAUUAGAGAAGCGGGCUCGACCCAGUGGCUGGAGAUGAAGCACCUGUGGGGGGCGAACUGGUGCAUUAUUGGAGGGCCUCUGCAAGGCCCGUUCUCGGUGAAGAUCGCGACUUUGUCCACCUCGAGGACUCUCUCCGCCCGCGACAUCAUUCCCCGUAACUGGACUCCCCGAGCCACCUACACUUCCCGCCUCAAUUUCACCUGAAUCUAUAAGCACGUAUAGCUUACCCCUAUAUAUAUAAUCGUUAGUAUUUUUCCUGACACAGGACCAGCGAUUCAGUGGUGGGGUUUUCUUUAACUUUUUUUUUUUCUUGUUUUUGUUUAUUUAUUUAUUUAAUGUUAUUCUCCUUCUUUUUUUUUUUGGUGGGAUUUUUGACCCCACCUUUUUUGUAGUGUGUGCAUGCGUGUGAUUGGUCGUGUAGUUGAUGAUGUAGCCCUCUCCAAAGGGAGUGUGAGCUUUUCAUGACAUACAUAUAAUUUUAUAUAUAUCCAUGUCUUUACGUAUAUGUAUUAUUGCCAAUGUGAGCACUGAAGUUUGUUAGCUUAGCCACUUUGGUUUUUAAUGGAAUUGACAGAUCGUUUUGUGUGAA
Messenger RNA from Punica granatum (pomegranate), 1353 nucleotides. The record is from RefSeq and is a predicted model, not a curated record. NCBI's taxonomy places the organism in Eukaryota, Viridiplantae, Streptophyta, Magnoliopsida, Myrtales, Lythraceae.